Penicillium malachiteum is the source of this 549-nucleotide messenger RNA. Its product is annotated as putative histone h1.3. The record is from RefSeq and is a predicted model, not a curated record. The coding region runs from base 1 to 549 and encodes 182 amino acids. The transcript is spliced from 2 exons. Lineage: Eukaryota; Fungi; Ascomycota; Eurotiomycetes; Eurotiales; Aspergillaceae.
AUGUCGUCUUCCCACGACAUGAAAAAUCCUCCGACGACGAAGAAAAAGAACAUGGCUGCCAAGGAUAUUCUGCUUGGACUGACCCCUUCUGAGGCUCGUCUUCUAUUGCUGGGAAGUGUCUACUCUGACUCUAAUGGCCGUAUUGACUUCGAGAAAGUUGCUGGACACGGUGGCACCGUUUCCUCCACGAUCAGCGCUGUCAGUGCCAAGACCAUGCACCUCAAGGCUCGCCGUAAGCUGCAGAAUGCUUUGGGUGUCGAUCUAGGCUCUUCUGCUUCUUCCUCUACCCAUGGCCAAUCCACCAGUUCUCCCAGUCGCUCCACCGUUAAGGGAAGAAAACCCAGACCGAAGGUCACCAGUGCAGAGACCUCUGAUACAGAGGAUACUUCGAUGCUGACUGAUACCGCUCCUAAGACCGAGCCAGAGUCUGAUUCCGAGCCCGAUGUUCUUUCCCCUGGGCCUGUGUCGCCCAAAGUCCACUCUGAAGAUGAGGACGUUGUGCUUCCUGAUCCCCCAGCUGGCCUUUGCCUCUCUGAUGAUGAGGUAUAA